This is a messenger RNA of Entrophospora sp. SA101, 249 nucleotides long. The record is from the annotation of a GenBank genome assembly. NCBI's taxonomy places the organism in Eukaryota, Fungi, Glomeromycota, Glomeromycetes, Entrophosporales, Entrophosporaceae.
AUGAGAAAAACCCCUCUAACGAUACCUUUGACAGAGGCAGAGGAGGAUAUACUCAAGGAAUUAGACCCAGGAGUUUAUCAAAAGACUUUCGUUACAAAUGAACCUCGUACAUCAGUAUUCAAAGAAUUCAUUGACAACGAUAGAAUUAUAGGUCCUUUUGAGUUUACGAACCUAUCUGGGAAUUCAUGUAGAAUCAAUUCGUCUGUACUAGCACCUAGACGAGACAAUGAAGAGAAGUUCCGAGCAUAG